CUCUCGCCACGAUAUAACGGUAAUUAUUACUUCAUCUCGAUUUAAAGUCUCGUACGUGUGUAAAUCUAAAUUACAAAGUUAUGCGUGACCUCGCGUAUGUGUGUAAAAUGUAAGUGUGGUAUACUGAGAUUUCCUGGAAAAGUAAUUACAGUCCGCGCGCACGUCUUCCCUCUCGCAGACGGGUAUAAAAGGCCUUACGUCGCCCUUGAAGUUAUUAGUACUCGCCGGUGCAAAGCACGUAUACUACUUAAUCGGUUUAACUCUGUUUUGCGUGCGUAAAUUUCCUGCUCGCAUCAGGCUCGGUUAGUGCGAGCUACUUUCCGCUAUCAUGAAACGUUUGUUCCUCAUCGUCUUGAACAUCGUCGCUGUGUUCGCCGACAACAAUUCCACCGAGGAACAUGUAGUGACAGCACCGAUUGGGAAAAUUCGUGGUUCCACCUUGACAUCCAGACUUGGCAAAACAAUCUACGCCUUCCGCGGUGUGAGAUACGCCGAGCCGCCAACCGGACAGCAACGUUUCCAAGUCGCAAUUCCAGCGGCAGAUUGGAGCGACGUUUUCGAUGCGACCAAGGAAGGACCCGCCUGCCCGGCAAUAGGUGUGGAGAAUAUCAUGGAGGAUUGUCUUCGCGUGAACGUUUACACGACAAAAUUACCGUCAUUGAGCGAGCCUGUAAAGAAACCUGUGCUGGUAUUCUUCCAUCCCGGUGCUUUUUACAUCUUCUCCGGUCAAAGCUCUAACUACGGACCUCAAUAUUUGCUAGACAAAGAUAUCGUUCUCGUCACUGUAAACAAUCGUAUGGGAUCAUUAGGCUUUCUAAGCACCGGCGACUCGAUAGCACCCGGAAACUUGGGCAUGAAGGAUCAGGUCGUAGCGCUUCGAUGGGUGCAGCGAAACAUAGCCGCCUUCGGUGGCGAUCCUCACAGCGUCACUAUAUCCGGUUAUAGCAUCGGUGGAUUCAGCGUGUUGCUGCACAUGGUCUCGCCGAUGUCCAAGGGAUUGUUCCAUCGGGCUAUCAUGAUGAGUGGCUCGAUGACGAUGGAACCGUAUCCGACGAACCAGACGAACUUGGCAAAGAAGCAAGCUGAGCUACUGAACUGCCCAACCGACACCACGGGCGCUAUGCUAGUUUGCUUGAACUCCAAACCAGUGGAAGACUUCACGAACACCAUGCCGAAAUUCUUUGAGUGGUAUGGUCACCCGCUGCUGUUAUGGUCAGCAGUAGUAGAACCUGAAGUUCACGGUGUGGAAAGAUUUUUGCCCGAGCAGCCUGUUGAUCUUAUUAAAAAAGGGCAAUUCCAAAAGGUCCCAUUAAUCGCAGGAGCCACUAAAGACGAGUUCGGCGGCGCUGUCGCUUACGUCGUAAAACAGCAUGCGCUCGGAAAUGAUUCAUACAUUAACGAGUUGAACAACGACUGGUACAAACUCGCGCCCAUAAAUUUCAUUUAUUCGCGCGACACACCCGAUUCCAGAAACAUAAGUACCGAAUUGCGGCAGUUUUACUUUGGCGACCAACCGAUCGGCCCGAACAAUUACGAGGGUCUCGGCGAAAUCAAAGCGGACAUCGUAUUAGCACCAAUGCAUCGCACUGUAAAAUUACUCGCAGAAAACACUGAUCAACCGAUUUACUUUUAUCUGUUUUCUUAUCAAGGACGAUACAGUUUUGUCACGUGGAACGAUACUACGCCAUACGGAGUGGUGCAUCAUGACGAUUUGCAAUAUCUAUUCUUCAUGCAGAUCAAAUUUCCAUUCUUCUCGAACGAUGAUCCGGAAAUUCCUACGGUAGAACUUAUGACGAAUAUGUGGUCGAAUUUUGCGCAAACUGGACAGCCGGUAUCUCCGGCUUUAGCGAACAACGUCACUUGGGAACCAUACGACUUGGAAAAAGAUAACUAUUUAAAUAUCUCCGCGGUACCGAGAAUGAUGACUGGAUUCUUUCCCGAAAGAAUGCAAAAAUGGGAAAGCUUGUUUCCUCUAAAUUCGCAACAGGAUCAGCAUUAGUUUGAUAUGUUCGCGAGUUGUGAUGAAUUAGUGAUCUGAUUAAGUCAUUAAGCAAAAGAAUAUGCUAUAGUUGUGUUACUCGACAAAUGCAUUUAUAUCAGAAUUUAAGAAAAGUUUCUUUUUUAAUAAAAAGAAAUGUUUCUUUAUACUGCAAUUUUUGUAUAUUAUUUUUUAUAAGGUAUAAGUGACAAAAUUAUGAUUGAGUAAUAUUGAAUCAAAUUAUAAAACAAUUAAAAUGUUAGAAACAAGUUUGCCAGAAGGCGGCGACGUGUCCUGAACACAUAGUCGCGGAGAACACAGAUGGUGUGUCAAAGAAUGCUUAUCAAAUGUGACUUUAUCUUUAAACUGUUCAAAUAAUAUCUUAAGAGAAUAAAUAAAUAAAUUAUCUAUUUAACCCGA
This is a messenger RNA of Linepithema humile (Argentine ant), 2398 nucleotides long. Its product is annotated as esterase FE4. The record is from RefSeq and is a predicted model, not a curated record. Lineage: Eukaryota; Metazoa; Arthropoda; Insecta; Hymenoptera; Formicidae.